Messenger RNA from Rhinichthys klamathensis goyatoka, 3081 nucleotides. RefSeq names its product cyclin T2b (gene ccnt2b). The coding region runs from base 27 to 1718 and encodes 563 amino acids. Gene Ontology annotation, cellular component: cyclin/CDK positive transcription elongation factor complex; nucleus. The record is from RefSeq and is a predicted model, not a curated record. Gene Ontology annotation, biological process: regulation of transcription by RNA polymerase II; positive regulation of DNA-templated transcription, elongation. Lineage: Eukaryota; Metazoa; Chordata; Actinopteri; Cypriniformes; Leuciscidae. The transcript is spliced from 9 exons. Gene Ontology annotation, molecular function: cyclin-dependent protein serine/threonine kinase activator activity.
GCGCAGUGCGGGCGGAAGCGGGUGGGAUGAUGGCGGCGGUGCAGCGGGGCUCCAGCAAAUGGCUCUUUACCCGAGAACAGUUCGAAAACACGCCGUCCCGCCGCUGCGGAGUCGAGCCCGACCGCGAGCUCUCAUACCGACAGCAAGCCGCCAACCUGAUUCAGGAUAUGGGACAGCGGUUAAACGUAUCCCAGCUUACAAUCAACACAUCAAUCGUCUAUAUGCACCGAUUUUACAUGCUUAAUUCCUUUACGAAAUUCCAUAGAAAUAUCAUCUCUCCCACCGCUCUGUUUCUGGCUGCUAAAGUGGAGGAGCAACCCAGGAAACUUGAACAUGUUAUUAAAGUAGCACAUGCUUGCCUGAACCCUCAAGACCCUCCGCUGGACACCAAGAGCAAUAUGUACCUCCAGCAGGCCCAAGAGCUGGUGCUGUUGGAAACCAUAGUGCUGCAGACACUCGGGUUUGAGAUAACUAUAGAGCAUCCACACACAGAUGUGGUGAGAUGUUCCCAGCUAGUGCGAGCGAGCAAGGACUUGGCCCAGACCUCCUAUUUCAUGGCUACCAACAGUCUGCACCUGACCACCUUCUGCCUGCAGCAUAAACCCACAGUGGUGGCAUGUGUCUGUAUUCACCUGGCCUGCAAGUGGUCCAACUGGGAGAUUCCCGUUUCUUCAGAUGGGAAACACUGGUGGGAAUAUGUGGACCGGGCCGUGACUCUGCAGUUGCUUGACGACCUGACUCACGAGUUUCUACAGAUCCUGGAAAAAACACCAAGCAGAUUAAAAAGAAUCCGAAACUGGCGGGCCACGCAAGCUGCCAAGAAACCAAAACUCGACAACCAAUCAAUAGACAGUUCCUUCCUGAGCCAGGAAACCUCAUUGAUGGGAAGCAUGUGUGACAUCAGAGUGGGGAUGUAUUCAGAACCAUCCACCUCUUUCCCACUGGAUGGGGCAUCAAUGUCCCUCAACGGCCUGUCAGACUUGCAGAGUUCCGCUUUCAGCUUUCCUGCACCGAUUUCCCAGAGCGCCGAUGCUUUUCUUGCGCUCCAGGGGGCGCCGACAAGCAAACACGGACAUGGCUCGGGAACUCUCGCCCCUCAGAAACUCACUCUAGAGAAAUACCGUGAAAAACAUGCAGCCGAAUUAGAGCAUCGACGCAGACACGAAGAGGAGGAAAGCGACCAGCAUCGAAAGCACGGACAUUUGUCGUCCGAACCGUCUACGUCAAUCAGGGUGAAGUAUUCGCAACAGCAGGUACAAGAGCGAGCGCCGAAGAGCGGGUCGCUCAAACGACGCCACCCUUCCUCGUCGGAGAACGGCUCCUCUAGUCAAGAAGAGCUGAAAAUGAAGAUCAAGGUUUCGUCAGAAAGUAGCGGCAGUGGUAAGAGCCGUCACAGUCCGCGCUCCAGCCGCGAGAAACAUCGCGAACAUUCGUCGCACAAAGCACCGAGACACGACUCCUCACACUCACACGGUAGCCACCACCACCAUCACCACCACUCAUCCAAAUCUCACCGAUCUUCCAAGAGCCACUCCUCCUCUGCCUCUGUCUCUGCCAAUCAACCGAUAGGCCACGCCCAUUUGGCGAAGAUUGACAGGAGGCUGGGGGAGGGGCAGAGUUCUGAGCCUAAUGCUGCUUUAAUAAAUAACGGUCCACACAUGGAUUAUGAAGACACUUUUAAUAUGCUUGAUUCCCUAUUAAAUGCGCACAACUUCUAAACUAGCGGAAAAAAUCUAACAUUUUACAUAAAACCUCAAAAAAACGUGCGAUUUUCAUUCUUGAGCUAAUUUUAUGCAAGAAUCACUCGUCCGUUACAUGUCAUAGUCUCUCUUUGAUUAAAUCAUGUUUUAUCACUGAAUUUAAAGGAAAAAAACUACAAGUGAAGGUUGUAAUGGCGUUUUAGUGUAAACGUGUAAACAACAAUUGUGAAUUUACGAUUUUAAAACUUUCUUAGAGUCGUAGAGCUUGCUAAAGAGAGAUUGCAAAAUGCCGCUGGCAAUUUUAAGUUGUUUUAGUUGGAGAAACGCGAUGUGAUGUGAAAAUGUACAUGUUCUUACUUCAUGCUUGAUUCACGAUGGUCGUUUUGUUUUUCGUUAAUCAAAGGGAUGAAAAUAGAAAUGUGUGGCUGUUUACAAAAGGAAGGUGCAGAUAUCUGUUCACUGUUAUUUGUAUCGCUAUAUCCAUGUAUAUAUAUUUCACGAAUGCUCAGGUUUGGAGGUUAUUAAAGGUGAAAAACGUCAGUCGAAACAUAACUUUGAAAAUUAUAGCUGAAAUUUCACAAAAAUGCCUGUACACAGAUUCCAUUAUAAUGCUUUCCAUAUAUUGUAAAUUUAAUGUACUGUAAAGUUAUCUAUUUUAUGUUAUUCUCUGUUAGAAAGCUGAACAGAUGACAUCAUCGUGGCCAGGGCUGUUGUCUAAUAAUUUUGAAGACGUUUUGCUUGAAAUUCCUUUUAUUAGUUUUUACCCUUUACAGUAGUGGAAAGCAAAAUGCCUUUUUCGGCAAGAAGAAAGUGGAUGUUUUUUUUGUUUUUUUUUUGUGUGCCAGAUUUGAACUGUCAAGAUCGCAUCCCAGAAUUCUCAGCUGAUCGGUUCAUUGCGGUGUACGUCGAGCCUUAAACCUGUACGAUAGAGAUUUUAGCUGCCUGUGUGUAUCGGUCCCAUUUUCUAUGAUCUCAGUAUUUAAGAUUUGAUUUCUGUUCCCGUCUUCUCCCCUCAUUGGCUGCUGCUUCUGAUUGGUUAACAAGUGGGCUGCCAUUGAAAUCAACCAACUGUCAACUUCACGUUCUCUGUCCGAUGCCCUUAAAACAGCUUUGGGAACGUUUUGAAGGAGUUUGAUGAGGAUAAAGACACUUUUGCUCUAGAUGUGGCCUAGACUCCUGUUGUGCUGUUAUAACCUCCUUUCACCAGAUACCAAAGGUUUGUGCCUCAGUGUUUGCCCACCGUUGGAACUGUAUGAAACUUUUAGGUUUCCAUCUUUUUAUUAGAUUUUUUUUGGAAUGCCACAGUUCUUAUUAUAGUAUUAGAUAUGAGUCUGUAUGGAUGAUGUUUUGGAUCGUCUAAUAAACAUCCAAGAAAAUUGCA